Schistosoma turkestanicum is the source of this 1104-nucleotide messenger RNA. NCBI's taxonomy places the organism in Eukaryota, Metazoa, Platyhelminthes, Trematoda, Strigeidida, Schistosomatidae. The record is from the annotation of a GenBank genome assembly.
AUGUCCUUAUCUAAUUCACUUGAUGAAAACAUUUUCUACGAUACACCUCAGGAUUUACUUUACACUUGUGAACAACUCACAGUGAAUUCCAGUCACAUUUUCAAAGUACACUGUGUUGUGUCUAAAGUUCUCGGUGUAUGGUCAGCCUAUUUAUUACCGAUUGUAUGUGGACUUGGUUUAAUUAUACACUGUCUUCUGAUAAUGAUUAUAUUAGAACGUUUAAAUUCUAUACCACGUCAAUUAAUCUAUACUGUUUGUUUGAGUUGUUCCAAUAUAUUGACAAACAUUUUAUUUGGUUGGUUAUGGUUAUUUCCCGCUAAAGGUUUACCAUAUGCAACCAACGGACAAAUUUAUUAUUUCUUAUUUAAUGUGUCAAGAAUUGCUUGUCGUUUGUGUCGUUUCACCUAUUCACUGAGUACAACAUUUACAAGCAAUUUAAUAUUAUGCUCAGCUAUUGAUCGUUGUUUGAGUAUAUUUUUACCGGUAAAAUUUUUAAAUUUGCCAAAUCGUUAUGCAUGGUAUAUAUGCUUAGCUGUUUUAUUUAUCAGUAGUAUAAUGAUGUGUCCACUUUUAUUUGUCAUGGAUUGGAUACAAGUUGGACCAUUUUAUAUUUGUUGGAUGGAAGAAUCAUUAUUUCAAUUACAAAUUUAUCAUACAAUAUUUGCUAAUUUAGGUCUAAUACAAAGUAUUUUAAUUGUUAUGGUCAAUAUCGCUUUCAUCGCUCGUCUUAAAAUACAAAAUAAACAAAGACAUUAUGCUAUGGUUUAUACUAAGAAAGAAUUAAAAUACAUAUCUAUGUCUAUUAUUUUGUUAGCAUUUUCAAUGUCAUAUGUAUUGACUGCGUUACCUCAAACUGUAGUAUACUUACUGGCAUUUCUGUGGUCGUAUUCACUUGAGAAUUUUAAUGAAGAAUAUGAAGUAUGGAUAAGACUAAUGUACAAUGGGGCAGAUAUCGGUUGGAAUCUUCAUUUUACACGAGAAUUAAUUGAUUUAUUUAUGUAUUUUGUUUAUUUAAAGCCAUUACGUCGAAUAUUAUUGAGCAAAAUUCGAAAAAUUAUUAAUGCUGCUCGUCUAUGGAAUUCGAUUUCAUCAUCGAGAUCGUAA